This is a messenger RNA of Magallana angulata, 893 nucleotides long. Its product is annotated as histone H2A-like. The record is from RefSeq and is a predicted model, not a curated record. Gene Ontology annotation, cellular component: nucleosome. The coding region runs from base 74 to 454 and encodes 126 amino acids. Lineage: Eukaryota; Metazoa; Mollusca; Bivalvia; Ostreida; Ostreidae. The transcript has a single exon. Gene Ontology annotation, molecular function: DNA binding; structural constituent of chromatin; protein heterodimerization activity.
AAAUAGCGUGGCGCAGCGCAUCGUGUGUUAUUCGUUGAUAUCAUUUUGUCAGCACCCAACCUACAACUUGAAAAUGUCUGGACGUGGUAAAGGAGGUAAAGUGAAGGGAAAGGCAAAGAGCCGAUCAUCCCGUGCCGGACUUCAGUUCCCCGUGGGUCGUAUCCACCGUCUGCUGAGGAAGGGCAACUACGCCGAGAGAGUCGGAGCCGGUGCCCCUGUGUACCUGGCCGCCGUUCUUGAGUACUUGGCCGCUGAAGUGUUGGAGUUGGCAGGCAACGCAGCCCGUGACAACAAAAAGACCAGAAUCAUCCCCCGUCACCUGCAGCUGGCCAUCCGCAACGACGAGGAGUUGAACAAACUUCUGUCCGGCGUGACCAUCGCCCAGGGUGGUGUUCUGCCCAACAUCCAGGCCGUGCUCCUCCCCAAGAAGACCCAGAAGCCCGCCGCCAAGUAAAAAGUCAGCUCUGUCGACUUUUUUGUCUAUACCAAACGGCCGUUUUCACGGCCACCCAUAUUUUUCGAAAAGAUGCCUCUAUAAUAUGCAGUGUACAUGCACAUAAGCAUUUAUAUAAAAAGCACACGUAGAUACACGCUUCUUAGAUUAUCGAGACAACGGUAUAUAUUAGCGUGCGUGCAGUUGCUUUCAAGAAAAAAGAAACACACACACAUUAAUUUAAAACUGUCUGUGUUCAAUAUUUUGAUUCCGAUUUGCACAUUCUAUUUGUAUUUCGAUUAAUUUCAUUUCUAUUACGCUGUCAAUUAAUAUACCAUCCUCGUCCCUGACUGCAUGUAAUCAACGUUUUCCCCGAUUUAAUUUUGUAAAGGAAAUCGCCAGACUUUAAAAUAAAGAGAGAGAUAAAUAAAUAAAUGAAAAAAAUAAAUAAAUAGACACU